Messenger RNA from Ambispora leptoticha, 1020 nucleotides. The record is from the annotation of a GenBank genome assembly. Lineage: Eukaryota; Fungi; Glomeromycota; Glomeromycetes; Archaeosporales; Ambisporaceae.
AUGUCUUCUCACUCUUCUUCGUCAAAAACUUCAUUCUUCGCAUUUACUCAAAAACACCAAGAAAUUUUUGAAUUCGUGAAUCCCAACAGUAAUAGCAACCUCAACAGUAAUCGGGUUGACUUGGGAGAAAUCAACAUUAUUGCAAAUCCAUUUACUCAAAUUCGUGACGAGGAGAUUUUCGUCGCGGAAGAGAAACGGAAGAGUCAAUUUGUGACAUUUUUUAGUAAUGUAAUUCAAAAAGUCGCGCCGAAAAAUUUGUUGAAGCGUCGUCGUAACGCUUGCGAUUCCUCGGUCUCUGAGGAAAGUGACGAAUCUAGAUAUCGUAAGAAUAAUAAACAAAAGAGCAAUAUCAAUAUCAAUGGAAACAAUCGAAGCAAGAAAAGAAUCAAAUUCUCGUUCACUUCAAUUGAAUCCAUAUCUGAGCCAAGUAUUAAUAAACAGCAACAGAAGCAACGAAUUUACAUGAAUGCUUCGCACCAUCAAUCGGCUCUUCUCUCGCAACAAUCAUUAACGACUUCCGCUUCUCUUUACUCCAAUUAUCUGUCGUCCAUGAUUAAUCUCCACAUUAACAUUUAUUGGUCUCCAAAACUAAAAAUAAAACUUUCGAUAUUUCGUCAUACUUCAUUCCAUGAAUUUAGAAAUACCGUCUCGUCCGUUCUCGGCUAUCAGAUACCAAACGAUAGCAUUAUUCUUUACCAUAAUACGCGUCUUCUAGAGUUAGAGAAAAAGCUGAUGUUUGCCGAAUUAAAUUUCGCAUUUGUUGAUUAUUUGGUAGCGGAAGGUAAAUUACAACGUGUCGCAAUUGAAGACUCAUGGAGAUGUGUAAUGGGUUGGUGGAGAGAUCAGGAAGGGAAUGAUAAUAGAAUAACAGAAGUCGUUAGAUUUGCAGAAGAAACGUUACCACCGCUAUCGCUUUCAUUUUCCCAAGCCCAUGUCAUUGAAGCAAAACCAGCGUUGGAAUCAUCAAAGCGGCCAAAGUUAAAACCCAAAUCUCCAACCACAAUUAGGUUACAAAUAUGA